Molecule: messenger RNA, 276 nt
Organism: Phyllostomus hastatus (greater spear-nosed bat)
Lineage: Eukaryota; Metazoa; Chordata; Mammalia; Chiroptera; Phyllostomidae
Product: regakine-1-like
Exons: 3
Coding region: 1-276 (91 amino acids)
Biological process (GO): cellular response to interleukin-1; monocyte chemotaxis; positive regulation of GTPase activity
Cellular component (GO): extracellular region
Molecular function (GO): CCR chemokine receptor binding; chemokine activity
Source: RefSeq, a predicted model, not a curated record
AUGAAGGCCAGCCUGGCUCUCCUAACCUUCCUGCUUGCCGUGGCCACCCUCCACUCUGAGGCCAAUGAAGGACCAACUCAGGACCAGGUUACUCGCUGCUGUUUCUCCUUCACCUCUCGGAGAAUCCCACUCCGUUUUGUGAAAGAUUAUUACUUGACUACAACCCAGUGCCUCACCCCAGGGGUCAUCUUCCUCACCAGACGUGGGAGACAUAUUUGUGCCAACCCCAGUGAUGCCUGGGUGCAGCAGUACAUAGAACAUCUGGAACUCCAGUAG